Procambarus clarkii (red swamp crayfish) is the source of this 4757-nucleotide messenger RNA. It is a transcript of the gene Raf, whose product is annotated as Raf oncogene. Lineage: Eukaryota; Metazoa; Arthropoda; Malacostraca; Decapoda; Cambaridae. Gene Ontology annotation, biological process: protein phosphorylation; Ras protein signal transduction. The record is from RefSeq and is a predicted model, not a curated record. Gene Ontology annotation, molecular function: protein kinase activity; ATP binding. Gene Ontology annotation, cellular component: cytoplasm.
CUUAAAUUUGGUGGCUGAUAAAAUAAACAGGUGCAAGAUGGCGGGUGUUGGGGAUGUUCGGGAACGGGAUAGCAGUUCACCCUCACCUGUCGACACCCCAGAUAAUCCCGAUGAGAUCAAAGACAGGGCUGCCUUGGAGGAAGAGUUACAAAAUAUUCAAAACAUCAUCCACCUGACUAAGGAAUACAUUGAUGACCUCAACUCUCGAUUUGCUGGCUUCCAGCAUCCUCCUUCCUUAUAUCUCACGGAAUAUACAGAAUUGACCGGAAAGUUGCAUAGAUUUGAAGCUAAGGAACAGGAGAUACUAGAGCAGCUGACUUUGAGUUCCACUACUGAUCAACCACCUCAUACAAAUGGCUGUCAUGAAGAGUUUCCUGAACCUCUGCCACCACCAUCAGAAGACAUUGAUGCAACCUUUCAGGCCACCUCACAAAUCACAAGUAGUAAUGGUAUGUGUGAAGAAAUGACACGGUCCACUCCACAGUCACCACUGCGGUCAGUAGUGCGUGCUCACUUGCCAAACAAGCAGCGAACCACCGUGCAAGUACAACCUGGGCGCACGUUAAGGGAUGCACUGGCAAAGGCUCUCAGCUUUCGAAAACUUUCACCAGACGUUUGCAUUGUGUACAGAAAAACAAAUCCCAAGGUACGGAUGUCGUGGGAUUCAGAUAUUUCCUUGCUGGAAGGAGAAGAGAUUGUUGUGGAGGUGCUCGAAAAAUUUCCCGUCACGACCUCUAUAUCCCACAACUUUAUUAGAAGAACAUUCUUUUCCUUGGCGUUCUGUGAUAACUGUCGAAGACUUCUAUUUCACGGGUUUGUGUGUCGCACAUGUGGCUAUCGUUUUCAUCAGAGAUGUUCUGUAGGAGUACCAACAUUAUGCCAACAGGAUCAACGCAUUACCAACAAUAUUUACCAACAUUUAUUAGCAUCUCAUCAAGAUAACCCAGCAGGAAUAUUAACAACCACGAGUUGGGGUGGUCCUCCAGGUGUCCAACAUCCUCUCUUGGGCCCAUACAAUAGUCAGUACACAAGUCCCUAUGGUGGCCAUUAUAUGGAAGGUUAUCGGAAUCAGUAUCCUGUACAAUGUGUUGGUGGGGGUGGAGGAGGGCAGGCACCACCCACCCUUCCCCGACCUGCCCCAGCACCUCUGGCUCCCCGCGACCGCUCCUCCUCCGCACCCAAUGUUUGCAUCAACUUGGUCAACCCUAGCAACCCUUCAGAUGCUGCAUCUCUAGCCGAAUUUGCACAUAGGAUGGGCAGGAAUUACAAUCCUACAAGUCCAGGGGUCCACUUCUUUGGGUCACCAACCUUCUACCUGCAUGAUGGUGGAAGGGGAACUUGGAGCCCCCCAACUCACAUGACCCAUAUAGCAAUGCCCUCCCCAGGGUAUUCAGCAGGGGGGGUACUGGCACCACCCCCACCCACCAGCCCCACCAGCAGUCCUACUCGACCAGUCCAGGGCUCACAUUCUGCGCAGGCCUCCCCCACUAACACACUCCGGGCUGUUCGGCCCAGAGCUAGAUCAGCCGAUGAGUCUGUUUCAGGUAAAAAGGUCAGACAGUCAUCCAAAGAUACAGUUGAAGACUGGGAAAUUCCUGUAAAUGAAAUAUUAAUUGGCCACCGCAUAGGGUCUGGGUCUUUUGGAACAGUUUAUCGGGGUCACUGGCAUGGUCCUGUCGCCGUGAAAACUUUGAAUGUCCGUGACCCCACACCAGCACAGUAUUCUGCCUUCAAGAAUGAAGUAUCAGUCCUUAAGAAAACAAGACAUGUAAAUAUUCUACUGUUUAUGGGGUGUGUCAAGACUCAACAGUUGGCAAUUGUUACUCAAUGGUGUGAAGGUUCCAGUCUCUAUAAACACUUACAUGUUCAAGAAACUAAAUUUGAGCUUAUGAGAAUUAUAGAUAUUGCCCGACAAACGUCACAAGGCAUGGACUACCUCCACGCAAAGAAUAUAAUCCAUAGAGAUUUGAAAUCAAAUAAUAUUUUCCUACAUGAUGAUUACACGGUCAAGAUUGGGGACUUCGGUCUUGCGACAGUCAAGUAUAUUCUUUUACAGGGUGGCCGAUGGACCCAGGAGUGCCAAGGGGGACGACAAAUCCAGCAGCCCUCUGGAUCAAUCCUAUGGAUGGCACCCGAGGUGAUAAGAAUGCAAGAUGAAAACCCCUAUACCUCUCAAAGUGAUGUGUAUGCAUUUGGGAUAGUUCUGUAUGAGCUGUUCUCUGGCUGCCUACCAUACUCAAAUAUUAAUAAUAAAGACCAAAUUCUGUUCAUGGUGGGUCGAGGAUAUUUGCGGCCGGACAUGACCUACCUUCGUUCAGAUAUGCCCAAGCCAAUUCGUCGCCUCUUUGAUGAUUGCAUUAAAUACAAUCGUGAUGAUAGACCAUUAUUCCCACAGAUCCUAGCCAACAUAGAAUCACUGGUGCGUUCCUUGCCGAAGAUCCAUCGGUCAGCAAGUGAGCCAACACUUACACGCACACACCUCAAUACUGACGAUAUGAUGUAUUUGUGUGCAUCACCCAAGACGCCCAUCAAUUCGGGUGCCUUCUUGUUUUCAACAGCUGGCAAUAUUUAAAUCUUGGAAGGAGGGUUAACCACCCCCUUCCCCUCAGUGCCACACUGUUGUUCCAUGGAGGAUAUUCUGUUAGACCUUGCCAGCUAAACUGUUCCAUGGAGCCAGUCCUUAUCCUUCCCCACUUUUUCCCCAUAAAUUUCAUCAGCUGAUUUGUCAAUAUGGAGCCAAUUCCCAUCUUUCUUUUAUUAAUCUGAGAUGUUCCAAUGAAACCACCUUUUGGCCAUACUAGCUGAGUUUUUGUAUGGAGCGAACCUUGCCAAGAUUCUACCAACUAAAAUGUUACAAACAGCUUACCCAGGCCUUGCCAAAAGCAUUGCUACAUGAACAAUAGUGUGAACAUUUUGAACUUACAAAGCUUCCUCAGGCAUUACUAAGACCACAGCUCCCACAAAUUCAGUCACUAAAUGAACCUUAAUAGAAAAUAUCACCGACCAAGUUAUCCCACUGUGUUCUUUGGUCUUCUCUGUAGAUUUAUAUUAAUUCUGCUGAUACAACUUGCCUAGAGCAACUUUUGUGGACCUGAUCAGCAUUCAAAUGGUCUCUUAACUGCAGUAUUAUUAUCACCUUGAACCUAAGGAAUACCUUUUAUGAUGGAGUCUUAUGGCUGCAUGUAUUAUAAUGCAAACAUAAGGACCACAUCAGUAUCAUUCCAAACUGGAAAUUAAUAAACAAAAAAGUGAACUAUCAUAUUUAAUGUCUUUAAUUCAUGUGAAAAAUAAAACCCUAUUAUUAAACCUACACACACUACUUUCAAAAUAUCUUAUAUCAAGAUAUCAAGAUGAUCAUUUUCUAAACAUUUUUAAGAUGAGUAAAAAUGUCCAAAUUCACUUGUUUCAUCCUACAGAAAAUAUGUCCAGCUGAAAUCAUUGGGCUUUUUUAAGUUUCCUUUGAUAGCAAAUUUUGCCAACUACAGAAAGCUGUGUUUCUACAUAGCAUUCUGUGUGUUUAUAUAGUAAUCUUUAUUUAGAUUCUAUUUUUAUGUGUAGCAGUAUUAACAUUUGAUUAUAUUUGAUUGUUCAGCUGCUCUUCAAAAUGAGUAGGCUCCUAUUUAAACAUAUAACAGUGACUUUGGAGUUCUUCUGUGGAAAUUUUUUUAUAAUUAUAUUCCUCAAGUAAUUAGAUCCCCCACUUAAAGAUCAAAACUCUGUUAUUAAAAACCCUCCUUUAAAUGGCUUACACAUGCUGUUAUAGCCGUAGUGGUCAGUUGCAGAUAAUGAACAAUGUACAUUUAUAGUCAAGUGUCCUGUGUUAAGUUAAAAACUGUGUGGUUGUUGCUUUAUCACUUCCACACCAUUCUUCAACAUUCCAUAUGAUGAUUUGGCAAUAUAUUGUCAAUGAUCUCCUGUGCAGUUGUGAUUGAAGUGUAUUUUUCAAUAUUACCGUGUUAAGUUGUAGUUUGUUUUGUUAGUGUAAUCAGGACAAUGAAUGUUUUUCAGCUAAAAAUAUCUUUGCACGGAUCAGAUAGGCUUUUUCCUUGCAACCCCAGAGAGAGAGAAAAAGGUUUGCUAAUAUUGUAUUCUUAUCGUGAAUGCCGUGCUCCAAGAAACGGUUAUGACAAUAGUCGUGUGACAUGCAGAGGGUGAAGUGGUUGCCUGAGGAAAGCAUACUCAGUAGUUAAUUUGAACUCAAAACCUUUUUUGCAUUUUAAUAUAAUUGAACGUAUAAAAAGUUAUGCCACUUGAAAGUUUUAAGUAUAUGUAAACUAGUUGAAAGUCACCCCCAAGCUAGACUAAAAAAUACUUGACUUACAGAUAAAAGUUUAAGGCCAUGGGGAUUGCAUUUGUGGAUAACAGGAUAAUGUCCACAUUGGUCAGAUGUCAAUACCUUGGAGGUCAUCUGAACAAGUCAGCUAGGUGUGGGGAGCAGUACAUUUGUUUUUAUGUUUUGGGGGUAACAGAUGGUCAUUGUGAAAAUAGCAGACCUGAAUGCCAUCAGGGCUUCAGUACCUCCCUCCCUUACUUUCAAAUUCUUGUCUUUCUUAUCCUUUUUCCUUCACUUUCUCCAAACAGCCUUCUCCUUACCCCCUUCCCAUCCUACCCUAGACGUCACCAGUCCGUGUACAGACUUCACAUUCAGUGAUACUGUAGUGCAGUCAUCCCAUAUUCCAUUACCACAUUGUUUUAUCAUCAUCAAAAUGUUACUCUGUAUCAGCUUUAAUCAUUUUAAAAUAAAAGACGAGCUUCCU